AACGUACAGGGCUAGUGUGAAUGAGCUAGACAAUUUCUUGACUAAUUUAAGAAUCAUUAACAUCAUAUUCAGUGAUAUAUAUCUGAAAUAAUUAUAUAUCAGAUCCAUUAUCUAUUGGAUUUGUGUCAUUAAAGUGGUGUGAUACUGCUAAAAAAACUGCAGAUUGUUUGCCACCAUGGAAACUGGCCCGUUUUGGACGCUUUUCAUGAUAGAGCUUAUUUUUAUUCCGUGUACAAACUGUCAAGGUGCACAUGCUAUUAGACUACGUAACGGUGAAACGCAAUAUGAGGGUCGUGUUGAAGUACUCCACAAAGGAACAUGGGGUACAAUCUGUGAUGAUCAUACAGACAUAAACUUUGCCAAGGUCGUAUGUCGACAGCUCGGAUAUAAUACGGACAACGUGACGAAUGCCUAUUUCGGUGCAGGUAAUGGCCAGAUUUGGCUGCACAAUGUUACUUGUCGGGGGAACGAGACUGUGAUCGACUUGUGUAUGCUCAGACCAUGGGGACAGCAUUACUGUGGACAUGGAGACGAUGUCGGAGUUAUUUGUAGGGCGUGCUCUGUACCGGACGUAAAAGACGCUUCCAAAGAUUCUGGGGCAGCGAUUGCUUACACAACGAUAGUUACGUAUACAUGUGCAGUAGGUCACAUCCAUACUAAUGGCGAUUUAGUAAGGACAUGUCAGGAUGACGGCCAAUUGGACGGUAUUUCCCCAACUUGUACUCGAGUAACCUGCUCUGUACCGAACGUAGAUGGCGCGGUCAAGGAUAAUCGGGAUACGAUUGUUUACAACAUAACCGUAUCGUACUCAUGUGCAAGAGGCCACGUCCAUACUAAUGGCAGUUUAGUAAGAACAUGUCAAGCUGACGGCCAAUUGGAUGGUAUUUCACCAACUUGCACUCGAGGUUCAAGUGCUAUAAGACUACGUAAUGGUACAACGCAAUUAGAGGGUCGUGUUGAAGUACUUCACAAUGGAACAUGGGGUACGGUCUGUGGCGAUGGUAUUGACACAAACUUUGCCAAGGCCGUGUGUCGACAGCUAGGAUAUCCGGAAAAUUCGACGGUACGUUCGAGUGCCUAUUUCGGUGCAGGUAGUGGGCAAAUUUGGCUGAGCGAUGUUACUUGCCAAGGAUACGAGACUUUGAUCGACUUGUGUAUGUUUAGGACGUGGGACAAUCACAACUGCGGACAUAAUGAAGAUGUCGGAGUUACAUGCAGACCAAGUGCUAUCAGACUGCGUAACGGCUCAACGCAAUCAGAGGGUCGUUUAGAAGUCUUUCACAGUGGAACAUGGGGUACGAUCUGUGAUGAUGGUACAGACAUAAACUUUGCCAAGGUCGUAUGUCGACAGCUUGGAUAUGCUACGGACAAUGUUGUUGCUCCUAAGGUGGCCUAUUUUGGUGCAGGUAGUGGUCAGAUUAUGCUGGACGAUGUUUCUUGUCAAGGAGACGAGAUUGUGAUCGACUUGUGUAUGAUUAAUAGAUGGGGAUAUCACGACUGCUCACAUAAUGAAGAUGUCGGAGUAACAUGCAUAACCUGCUAUGUGCCGGACGUAGACGAUGCUUCCAAAGAUUCUGGGGCAACGAUUGCUUACAACGCGACAGUUAUGUACACAUGUGCAGUAGGCCACAUCAAUACUGAUGGCAAUUUAGUAAGAACAUGUCAAGCUGACGGCCAAUUAGAUGGUACUUCACCAACCUGUACUCGAGACUGUGGCACCGUACCAGUGGUGCCAAACAGCACGUAUACAGCUCAUAUAAACACACUCCUCGAUGCACGUGUAACGUACUCGUGUAAUUCUGGAUAUUCGGCGAGGGGUGCAGAGACCAUUGUAUGUUUGACAAAUGGUUGGACCAGACGACCAUUAUGUCAUCCAGUAACCUGCUAUGUGCCGGACGUAGACGAUGCUUCCAAAGAUUCUGGGGCAACGAUUGCUUACAACGCGACAGUUAUGUACACAUGUGCAGUAGGCCACAUCAAUACUGAUGGCAAUUUAGUAAGAACAUGUCAAGCUGACGGCCAAUUAGAUGGUACUUCACCAACCUGUACUCGAGACUGUGGCACCGUACCAGUGGUGCCAAACAGCACGUAUACAGCUCAUACAAACACACUCCUCGAUGCACGUGUAACGUACUCGUGUAAUUCUGGAUAUUCGGCGAGGGGUGCAGAGACCAUUGUAUGUUUGACAAAUGGUUGGACCAGACGACCAUUAUGUCAUCCAGUAACCUGCUAUGUGCCGGACGUAGACGAUGCUUCCAAAGAUUCUGGGGCAACGAUUGCUUACAACGCGACAGUUAUGUACACAUGUGCAGUAGGCCACAUCAAUACUGAUGGCAAUUUAGUAAGAACAUGUCAAGCUGACGGCCAAUUAGAUGGUACUUCACCAACCUGUACUCGAGACUGUGGCACCGUACCAGUGGUGCCAAACAGCACGUAUACAGCUCAUACAAACACACUCCUCGAUGCACGUGUAACGUACUCGUGUAAUUCUGGAUAUUCGGCGAGGGGUGCAGAGACCAUUGUAUGUUUGACAAAUGGUUGGACCAGACGACCAUUAUGUCAUCCAGUAACCUGCUCUGUACCGGACGUACAAGACGCUUCCAAAGAUUCUUGGGCAACGAUUGUUUACAACACGACAGUUACGUACAAAUGUGCAGGAGGCCACAUCCAUACAGAUGGCAAUUUAGUAAGGACAUGUCAAACUGACGGCCAAUUGGACGGUACUCUCCCAACUUGCACUCGAGAUUGCGGUACUGUACCAGCGGUGCCUUACAGCACGUAUACAACUCCCACAAAAACACUCAUCGGUACACGUGUAACGUACUCGUGUAAUUCUGGAUAUACGUCGUCGGGUGCAGAGAUUAUUUCAUGCUCGACAAGCGGUUGGACCACACCACCAGUCUGUCAUCCAGAUGUAGGCUAUGAUUGUUCGGACAUUACCUGCACUGACCCACAUGCUGUUUGCGAUGGUGACACCCUACUGUGUUCGUGUCCAACCGGGUACUUCGAUAGUAACGGAGCCACUUCUGGUGGGAAGUGCGAAGUCGAACCUACUACAGUAUCACUGCUGGUGAAAGUAGCUGUUCCAAUUGCAUGUGUGUUGGUUGUGAUUCUGGCUGUCACCACCGCAUACUUCAUCAAGCAACGAAGACAACGACGAGAGGCUGACCACGGAAAUAUUUACACAAGUGUCAGGGACAGAAAUGUCACAAGUCUGCAAACGUUCGCAAUUGCUCAAACAAAUACCGAUGAAGAUGAAUACGAGUCACUACAGCACUCACUCUACCAGAACACAGACACUAAUUGUGAACAAUGUAAUGUUUACGACGAGAUUUAAUUUCGUUGUCCUGAAAUUGUAAAUCGAUGUUUUUUACGAAGGACAAUGUGCAUGAAUAUUUUUCGCCAUGAUAAUUUCAUUUUAUUUUCAUAAUUGUUCAAAAUCAAAAUUGGUUUCACAUUUGAUUGUCCUACACUAUUACACAAAUAUUUAACGGGCUUUAUGAAAUAUUGGUUAAGAAUGGACCUAUAAGUCAUGUUAGAAUAGUUCAUUAUUAAAUGUGUUUAAAAUAUUAAGACGAUAAUUCAAAUUUGAAAUCACGGUUCAUCAAACAUUAGAAUAUAAUCCUGUGUGUAUGUAUCAUGAUGUCGGAGCUGUUAUUGUUGCAAUAUUACAUUGCUACAGAAACUGUAUUGCAUUUAAUGAGUCAGAUUAUGAAAUUCAUUUUAUUCAAGAAUGACAUUUGAAUGAAGAUUAUAAAAAAACAAUAAUUUCAAUUAAUUGCAUUACUCUAAUUGUCAGUUUAAAUAUAUAUGUUGUUGUUUACGCGUAUUAUGCCAUGGAAGUAAUGGAAAAAAUGUUUCAAUGUAUCAUGUAAUACUGACGUCAUUAAAAAGUAACGCUAUAAGAUAAAUUGAUGUGAGAGUUUUGCUGUGUGAUUUGCUCAUGCGAUUUAUAUUCAUUUUGUACAUUGACUAUAUUUUGAAAUAUGUUUGUCAUCAUUAAGUGUUUAAACACGGGCAUUUUGCCUUGAUAUGUUGUGUUAAUAAACUGUGCACUCGAUGAGAAAACACGCCCAAAAAACGUGAAAGAAUAUGCAAUAGCAUUGAAUUUGAAAGCGUUAUAACUUUCAUAAAAAUGUGUAAUUUCCGAAGCGUACAACAUUUUUUUUUCUAAAUUUUCACAAAUGAGUAACACAUGAUUUGCAUCAACCUAUAUUGUGCGCCUUUAGACUUUUAAAUAUUUUGAAAUCUUAAAAGAGCUAUUCACCAUUAUAUUAAUACCCAAUCUGUUACAAUUAUGAUAAUUAAUUGUUUCAUACCAUACCAUCCCUAGUACUUUUGCAAAAUGAUUAUGAAACAUCUUUCUUAACCAUUUUUACUUUCUUCUCACGUUAUACAUGUUCAUGUUGCAAAUAGUGCAGUUCUGAACGUUUUUUAUGUCUUGUGCUGUGCCAUUUUCGUUUUUUAAUAUACUGGUAUAUAUUUUUAAAGUGUUUUUUUUUUCUUUAGUAUUAAAAUUAUGCAUUCCAAAACAUCUGACUUAAAAUGUUAAGAUAACCUAAUCUCUUUCCAUUAUGCUACUAAGAUGUUUUAAACUAAACCGUUGUAUUAAUUUACACAAUAUCGUCUUAGCAUUAGGUAACUUCAACACUGUUGUUGAAAUGCAUUUAUAGCCGGUUCCCAUUGUUCAUUUGAUGUUUAUUUAAUCUGCUUAUGUUCCCGGUCUUGCAUCCAGUACUUUGCAUAUCUUUUUAAUAAAAUGUAUUGUACACGCUAUAAUAAACAUAUUUA
Messenger RNA from Mya arenaria, 4791 nucleotides. RefSeq names its product sushi, von Willebrand factor type A, EGF and pentraxin domain-containing protein 1-like. The record is from RefSeq and is a predicted model, not a curated record. Gene Ontology annotation, cellular component: membrane. Bases 176 to 3337 code for a protein of 1053 amino acids. NCBI's taxonomy places the organism in Eukaryota, Metazoa, Mollusca, Bivalvia, Myida, Myidae. The transcript has 19 exons.